UACUCCAUCGGCCCCGAAUAGAUUUGUUUUCGCUUUAAUAUGACUUUGUCGCGGCUAUUUUUAGCUUUGGCUUUUGAUCGUUGGGACCCGUUUUUCCGUGGUCCUGCAACAGUAUAAGUAUUUCAGACUUCUGUUUCAUCUUCAUCUGGUUCUAUUUGAAAAUGUUGACAUUUUUCAAGUGGAGAGUAAUCGGAGUAUGAUCCAUGGAUAUUCUGGAGUUCGCGCACGAUUUCAGAACUUCCGGUUCGUAACGGAGAUGUUGCCAUAAUCCGUUUACAGAAUGGAGUCAAAAAGCGAACUGUUUUCGGGUAACGCAGUAACCCGAAAAGCGUCUGCAGAGCAGAGUGCAGAUCCACUGGAUGACAUCAGCAGUCAAAAGUUUUCCAUAAACAUCCUCAACACGAUCUUGGUCCCGGAAGCCGAGGGAGUGUGGUGCAUGGGAUAUGUGCGGGAAGUGAAAAAGGACAGUGUUCUUGUUGACUUUCAAAGCUGCAUUAAAAAACCUUCGUGGAUUUCUUCCCGUUUGACGGUGAUUCCGCCAACAUUUCAGCGGCCUAUUGGUCCGCCCGGGAAAUCCGUCCGCAAAAUGAACGUUAAUGUGGCUGUUCGCUCAACAAGAGACCAUCCGCUGAAACUACAGCACGGUGUUCUGCUUUCGAAAUGUUCCUAUUCAGACAAUUACCUGUGCUAUGUGGACUUGGGGGUCAACGAGACGCUUGAGCGAAGAGUCGUCCACCGUUGCCAGUUGAGCUCAUAUACGGCACUACUGUCCUCCUCGGUAAACCAUUGUGGUCAGUAUGUCCGGCAUGAAAUUCCCUUUGCGGAUGCCUCAUUGAUGGUCAGUGUCAACACUGCGCGGCUGCAGCGUGCGGUCAAAUAUGCUCGGCAAGAUAGGUUGCGCGAUAAUAUAACCAAGCAGUUUGGAUAUGAAGAGAGAUUUCAUUUUCAUGUCGAGAGAGAUACGGCAGUGUUCGUCUGCCUAGAACAGUUGUCCACUUCUAAAGUCUGGACGGAUGAAGCGCUCCACGCCGUUGUAUGCAACUGCUCCCUCGAUGGGACAUUCAGAUUUUCCCUAGAACUUCCUCGUCAAAUUUUGUUACCGAGAGAAGCGUUUAUUGAAGAUGGGCUGGAAAAAGCACGCCUUGCUGUUUUUAUGCUUUCGGAAUUGCUCGUGGAAAUUUUUAUCCACUUAGAUCUUUAUAGUCAAGCUUUGGCGAAAAGGGUUUGCUGGUUAUGGAAGGAGGUGAUCAGUGGCAUCAAGACGGACCACCGGAUCAUAAACUUGAGCAGUUACCUGCCUGAAAGAGAUCCGUGGGAUAAUGAUAAAGGUUAUUAUCUUGCAAGCCUUCUAGAUCACGCAUUCACCCGGCAAACCAGAACGUUAUUGCUUGAACACUGGUCGCUAAACUGGAAAGCUCUCAAUUUGUUUUGUGAUUUAUCAUCCUUCAGAGGAGUGCGCUUCCUAGCCAUUCGUCUGGAGAACUGUAAAGUUGCUUAUGAGGUUAGCAGGCCGUGCAAGUCUUGUGAAGAAAAGCUUCUUCAUUUGGAUAAACUACUCGCUGUGAGUCGGCAUGUUAUUUUGACCAAUUAUACGAUAACGGGUGUACUGGCUGAGUUUACACUAUCCUCUGGUUCGAUACCGAAUUGGUUAAGAAAUUUCAAGAAAACCCAGUUGAAACCCGAUGCUAGAUCAUUACGGAUCCGACGUCUCCGUUUGAAUUAUGCUGCGAUGUCCCGUGAAGAAUGCUUUCGCGCUUUUCUUCGAGCAUCGGAAGCUGGCUGUCCGCAAGUACCAUCGUGGAUUCACGUUAAUAGCCUGAAAAUGUAUUAUAGUUGGGUGGAUAGUGCGACUACUGAUUCGGACUGGAGUGGAUUAAGAGAAUUAUUAUUCCCGUGGAAUACGUUUCGACUGCCCCAUGUCAAAGCCUGCAAGGAUCUCCAAAAUGCUGAUCUUGAACAGCUACAGCCAGAGCAGUUUACCAAACUGGCAUUGUACAUGCUCCAUUAUGCGAAUUACGCUUAAAAAAAGCACACAUCUUUGCACCUGUAUGUACUACGGUAACUACGAGUUACAGUUACAAGCGUUCUAAGGAACCUUUGUAUUGUUAUUUACUUGUGGUUCGUAUGUUUGGUCCGGAAACUAUACUUUGUUUGUGCUGAUUGGUGCUCACUGCUCAUCGUUUUGAUAUAUUUCACGUUAUUAACGUUGCUUCAUUCAUGCCGGAGGAAACUGUUCCUAAAUUCUGACCGUUAAGUCACGAUAAACCCGUACGU
Messenger RNA from Paramacrobiotus metropolitanus, 2274 nucleotides. RefSeq lists its product as uncharacterized. NCBI's taxonomy places the organism in Eukaryota, Metazoa, Tardigrada, Eutardigrada, Parachela, Macrobiotidae. The coding region runs from base 281 to 2023 and encodes 580 amino acids. The record is from RefSeq and is a predicted model, not a curated record. The transcript is spliced from 5 exons.